Messenger RNA from Carassius gibelio (silver crucian carp), 5176 nucleotides. Its product is annotated as inactive rhomboid protein 1. Bases 136 to 2718 code for a protein of 860 amino acids. Gene Ontology annotation, molecular function: serine-type endopeptidase activity. Gene Ontology annotation, cellular component: endoplasmic reticulum membrane. The record is from RefSeq and is a predicted model, not a curated record. The transcript has 19 exons. Gene Ontology annotation, biological process: regulation of protein secretion; regulation of epidermal growth factor receptor signaling pathway. Lineage: Eukaryota; Metazoa; Chordata; Actinopteri; Cypriniformes; Cyprinidae.
AGACUCAGUAUCUCGCCACCCUGUGAUGGGCUUCAGUGUGGGAAAUCACGGGAAGGUGCAUCACACUAAACGCCGUUUAAUGAACAGACCCAGCUGCUAAGAUCUGAAAUUCCAUCAGAAGCUGGCUGGCAAGACAUGGCCGAAGCUGAGGAUGAGAGCAGGAACAGCAGCCUGCGGAGAAAGAAACCACCCUGGCUCAGACUGGACAUCCCCAUCGCCCCAAACCCUGUGGAGGAACGUAAUAACAUUCUCCAGCCCGUCAUGCGUAACAGUUUGUACCUCCGGAGUGCCAGCGUCCCUACUGAAAACAUGCAGCUCAGAUGCCCCCCUGUCGAUCCCAACGCCUGCCGCAGACCCUCAGUCCUGCGCAAACCCUCCAUCUCCCAGACCAUCAAGAGGGGCACAGCAGACUGGUUUGGGGUCAGCAAUGAUGUGGAUACCACCCAGAAAUGGCAGCGGAAGAGUCUGCGGCACUGUACCCAGCGCUAUGGCAAACUGAAGCCUCACGUGAUACGCGAAAUGGACCUGCCUAGUCAAGACAAUCUCUCCAUGACCAGUACAGAGACCCCUCCUCCUCUAUACCUCCCCCCGGCACAGCAUGGCAUGCAGAGGAUAGUAGACCCGCUGGCUCGGGGUCGAGCAUUUCGUAAUGUAGAGGAAGUUGAUGGUCUGAGUAUACCUCAGACCCCCAUCACCCCCUGCGCCGCUUCCCUGUGCUCCUUCACCAGUUCCCGCUCUGGCUUCAACCGACCUCCCCGCAGACGUAAGCGUGAGUCUGUUGCCAAAAUGGGCUUCAGAGCGGCCGCUGCUCUGGUAAAGGGACGUUCCCUGCGAGAUGGGACUGUUCGGCAAGUACAUCGGCGGAGUUUCGCCACAGCCAGCUUCCUGGAUGAGGACACUGUGGAUUUCCCUGAUGAACUGGACACCUCCUUCUUUGCCAAGGAUGGGUUUGUGCAUGAAGAGCUGUCCACAUACGCAGACGAGGUGUUUGAGUCGCCUUCUGAAGCUGCCAUUAAAGAAACUGAUGCGAGUAGAGCUGAAGACGAGAGUGAGUUAACAGGCAGUGCCCUAGAGAAGACAGAACUCGAGCGGAGCCAUCUUUUGCUUCCUCUUGAGAGGGGAUGGCGUAAGGGAAAGGAUGGUGUUCUGAUUCAGCCUAAAGUGCGAUUACGGCAGGAAGUGGUGAGUGCGGGUGGUCAGCGGCGGGGACAGCGCAUUACUGUGCCUGUUAAGAAACUAUUUGCCAAGGAGAAGCGUCCUUAUGGGCUUGGCAUGGUGGGCCGACUGACCAACCGCACAUACCGCAAACGCAUUGACAGCUACGUGAAGAAACAAAUAGAAGACAUGAAUGACCACAGGCCUUUUUUUACCUACUGGAUGACCUUUGUGCAUUUGCUGAUUACCAUCUUGGCAGUUUCCAUCUAUGGGAUUGCACCUGUGGGCUAUUCACAACAUGAGACAGUUGAUUCUGUCUUACGAAACAAAGGUGUUUAUGAAAAUGUCAAAUUCAUGCAGCAAGAAAAUUUCUGGGUUGGUCCAAGCUCGGAGGCGCUGAUUCACCUUGGGGCUAAGUUCUCACCCUGCAUGCGUCAAGAUCAGGACGUGCACCAGCUCAUACAGGAGAAGAAGAACAGUGAGCGGCACUCGGCCUGCUGCGUCCGUAAUGACAAGUCAGGCUGCGUGCAGACCUCUCAGGAGGAGUGCUCGAGUACACUGGCAUUAUGGGUAAAGUGGCCUCAGCACCCAAGCGCUCCAUAUCUAGAGGGGAAAGUACGUCAGUAUGGCUCUGUCUGCCAUCAAGACCCCAGGAUUUGCCUGGAGCCUGCCUCAGUUACUCCUCAUGAGUGGCCUGAUGACAUCUCUAAGUGGCCGGUAUGCACCAGGUACAACACGGGGAACCACACUAACCUGCCACACAUUGAUUGUGUCAUCACUGGCAGACCCUGCUGCAUCGGGACCAAAGGAAGGUGCGAGAUUACAUCAAGAGAGUACUGUAACUUUAUGAAGGGAUACUUCCACGAGGAGGCUACACUGUGUUCUCAGGUUCAUUGCAUGGAUGAUGUGUGUGGCCUCUUGCCUUUCCUGAACCCAGAGAUCCCCGACCAGUUUUAUCGGCUCUGGCUCUCUCUCUUCCUGCACGCUGGGAUACUGCACUGCCUGGUGUCUGUGUGCUUCCAGAUGACCAUUCUGAGGGAUUUGGAGAAGCUAGCGGGCUGGCUGAGAAUCUCCAUUAUCUAUAUCCUCAGUGGGAUUACUGGCAACCUGGCCAGUGCCAUCUUCUUACCGUACAGAGCAGAGGUGGGUCCGGCUGGUUCUCAAUUUGGCAUCUUGGCCUGUCUGUUUGUGGAGCUGUUCCAGAGCUGGCAGAUCUUGGCACGGCCAUGGAGGGCCUUCUUCAAGCUCUCAUGCAUAGUGCUGUUCCUCUUCGCCUUCGGCCUUCUGCCCUGGAUAGAUAAUUUCGCCCACAUCUGUGGCUUUGUCUCAGGCUUCUUCCUUUCCUUCGCCUUCCUGCCCUACAUCAGCUUCGGCCAAGUGGACAUGUACCGCAAACGUUUGCAGAUCCUAGUUGCACUUGCUCUGUUCCUCGGCAUCUUCUCCGGGUUUGUUGUACUCUUUUACAUUUACCCCGUCAAGUGUGAGUGGUGUGAGCUUCUCACCUGCAUCCCGCUGACAGACAAGUUCUGUGAGAAAUACGACCUCAAUGCUCACCUCCACUGAGGCCUUGCAGAAGAAGGGCUAGAACAGAGGGAAGCUGGAUGCCAGCUUCAUCUUUCUGGAGGCCUGAAAUGAUUUGAUUACAGACUCUUUGGCUUAAAACAUACAAUAUUUUUAUAUAAUGUACUUUCUAAAGAAGGUUUUAUUGUUGUUAAUUUCUCCAGCUCAGAGAAGAGCCCGCCCCAGGAGGGAAAAAUAAUAAUAAUACUGCCAAUCGUGCCUUUUCACUCCUGUGUGUAGUGCAACUAGAGUGGUAAUGUUUGGUAGUGUUUUAGCUACCUGAUCACAUAUAACAAAAUACAAUGUGACAAAAUCACUAAGUCUGCCUUCAUCUUUUUGUUCCUUAAAAUAAUGGGAUAUUUUGAGUUUAUUUCCCAUAGGGACAAUACAAAAAAUCAUUAAAAUUUAAGUUAAAAAAAAAUAAAAAACGAUGCUCAUUUGCAUCACAAAAAGUACUUUAAAGCACUGCACCCAACUCAAAUAGGAAGCAGCAUAAUUAUGCUUUUUUUAUAGGGGAGAAUCACAUGUGUCCUUUGUGGAAAAAGCUAUCCCAUAGUGACUUGCAAUAAUCUAAUUUCUAUGCUAAAAUUAAUUUGAUACUAAAAUGCUAAAAACCAAGUACAAAAAGUCAAACAAAAAGUUAACUUUUUUUUUUUUUACUAUUAUUUAAUUUUAUUUAACUAUUAUCUAAUAGUUAAACCAUGUAGGAGAGCGCAUAAAUAGAAAACAUACAUUUAAAUGAUAACUAAAUGAUAAAAUAUGAACUGAAAUUCUUUUCAGUUUCAUUAAAAUGUUAUAUAACACAAUCAUUUCAAACAUUGAUAAUAAUAAUAUUUGGCUGCUGAAAAUUCCAAUUUGCCAUCACAGAAAUAAAUUACAUUACAUUAAAAAAAAAUCAUGUUGAUCAAAUAAAUGCAGCAUUGAGUUUUUUUUUUUUUUAACAAAACGAACAAACAAGAAAAAUCUUAACAACCCCAAAAUGUAUGUAAUAGUAUAAUGAUAGUGAUGAUAAUAGUAAUAGUAAUAUUGAUGAUUUUAUAUGAUAAGAUCCUAAUAUUUGAUGGUCAUUGGCAUCAUAAGGUUAAAAAAUCUCUUUAUUAUAGUGCUGCAGUUUCAAGUCUAUUGAAAUCUGUUGUAAGUCAUGCCUCUGUUCACUUUGUGGAAGCAACGUCAUUUGUAAGCAGACGCUCCCUUAGAAGGAAGCUGUCUGUGUGCACACUGGACAUCAAUUCAGCUCACUGUUUUAUAGCAGAGUCAUAAUGUAUGUGACAAUAAUGAUGCUAUGAAUGGAAGGUUAAUGCCAUAAAACUGUCCUUUUGUUGAAUAUCCUAAUAUUAUAGAAGUAUAAUAAAUUAAUUUCCAUUCCACUAGAAGCAUUGUUUUAGGGACCAGAGGGCUGCGCGGUCUACUCUCACGUCUGUUCCUCAGACAGCUGCAUGUGUUUGCAUACUCAUCUGUAACAGAGGAUGAUUGGCCCUGAUCUCAGAGCAGCUCUUUGUGCCGUAAGUGUGUGGGGGAGGUUCACGGUUUGCACGCGUUGCGCUGCCUGCCAUCAUCCUGAAGGAUCUACGCGAGUCUGGAGAGCGCAUCACUGCAUUAAUGGAGCUCCAUCUUCACGGUCCAACGUCUCUCCUUCACCUUCAGUAAAAAAAAAAAAAAGAAUAAAAGGCUCCUUUAUUGUGAGCUAUGCUAAUUACAAGUCUCCCAUCCCCCGUUUCCCUAAUGUAGCAAACACAACAAGCAAACCCAGUGUUAGUUUAGCCCAAAUGGUAAUUAAAAUCGAACUAAUUAAUGUGUGCGUUGGGCUCUGGACUGCAGUGGUCGCUCAAGUGCUCUUCUGCUGCUGUUCACAAACAGAGCCACUGUGACUUAAAGUCUCAGAUCUGCCACAAAGAACAAUUGGCAUCAUUACAUGCCAUCAUAUUGCAUUUAAUACGCGUUUUUUUAACUACUUCGCUAACCCGUCUGCUCCUUCCACGACUCUGAUAAGGACAAAGGAGCAGCUGAGGGAAGCGCUGCAAUCAGAUCUUUUUAGCAGCUCUAUACGUCAAACCCCACACAGGCACUUGAGAGGAAAUUAGCCUUCUCUCCCCCAGGCCCCAGCUUCUCCAUCCACUGGCCUAUAGAGAUGGUAAUUUUAGGGUAAGAGGGCCGUAUCGCAAAUCAUUGAUCAGAAUCAAAUCAGCAUGCAGGGAGAUCCUCUAAUCCGGCUACUUCAGUUGUGCAUAACUGCUAUUUGCUGAUUAGCGGACCGCUCUCCACCGGAGGAAAUAUUGGAGAUACAGUGCCGUGACAUUUCUCUCCAUCUAUUUCCUUCAUUUCUUUUCUAUUACGUCGUCAUCUGCUGUUUAUUAGGACUUCUACAGUUGACUCCAGGAAUAAAAUAUGAAUAUAUGGGUCUUUCUAUCUAAGAAUAUUUUUACUAUGGAAUAAAACAGUGGGUUUCAAAUGCUUGUGAAGA